Molecule: messenger RNA, 1584 nt
Organism: Haliotis rubra (blacklip abalone)
Lineage: Eukaryota; Metazoa; Mollusca; Gastropoda; Lepetellida; Haliotidae
Product: regucalcin-like
Exons: 5
Coding region: 451-1353 (300 amino acids)
Biological process (GO): L-ascorbic acid biosynthetic process
Molecular function (GO): calcium ion binding; gluconolactonase activity
Source: RefSeq, a predicted model, not a curated record
ACAACACCAAAAAUAUGGUCUAGGCGAAAUUAUCCAAGGGCGGAGGGUGAUCAUACAAUAUGCUGGUGUUCUUGAGACUUGAGAUGUAAUGUGACAUGAGGGACAAGAGCUAACUCGCCUAACAUACCUAGACAGACGCAAGAAUAUUUUACAGUAGUGCAGAUGAUUCUCGAAGGUUCUUGUAAGCCUUUCCAGAUCAUUCUUCUAAAUCUGAGAAAGGCAAAAUAUAGAACACUGCUAUCCAUUACAGAAUCUACAGGUAGAAUGUUUAUCAGUUGAAGCAUUGUUGUACAAGGUAUAACACUGCCUCAUAGCAACAGAUAAGCGUCCUAUAACUGGAAUAUUGCUAGUGAAAUAUAUUUGCUGAUCAGAUGUGGUGCGAGACAACCUGUUCCUUUCGAAUUCAUUUUCUGUCAUAUGUGUAAUCUCUUGUAGUCCCUCUUCCAGAUUAUGUCUGAGAACAUUGAGGUCGUAGUGAGGAAUUGUGACUUUGGGGAGGGCCCGCACUGGGACGAUACAACGCAGUGCCUGUACUACGUGGACGUGUUCGCUAAUGACGUUCACAAAUACAACGCCGUCACAGGAGAGGACGCCCAGUUGAACCUCGGAGGAGGAUCUAUGGCGACUGUCAUCAUCCCUCGCCAGAAGGGCGGCUUUGUGGUGAGCCAGAAGACAGACCUCGCCAUCGUGGACUCUUGGGACAGUGGCAAGGUCACCAGCAUUGCAAAGGUCGAGGCCGACGCUAAUACGCUCAAUGACGGCAAAGUGGAUGCUUCCGGUAGACUCUGGAUUGGGUCGUGCCCCAAUGAGAACAACCCUGACCUUCUACAGUUGCCGAAGUAUCAGGCCUCACUGUCCAGCCUGGAUGCCGAUGGGAGCGUCAGGAAACACAUCAGCAACAUCAGCCUCAGCAACGGCAUGGACUGGACUGACGACAACAGCGUCAUGUACUACAUCGACUCAAUACCUAGGCAGGUCUGGGCCUUUGACUUUGACAUCACAGCUGGGACUAUAAGCAACAAGAGAACUGUAGCAGACUUCAGCUCUACUGAAAUCCCAGAUAUGGGGUUUCCUGAUGGAAUGGCGGUUGAUACUGAGGGAAAAUUAUGGGUGGCCUGUUUUGACGCUGGGAAAAUUGUCCGAAUCGAUCCCGAGACUGGAAAGGUCAUCAGAACUGUUAAGUUCCCAUGCGAAAAGACAACGUCGUGUUGUUUCGGAGGGGAGGACUUCACUGACCUCUACGUCACAUCAGCUGCCCCGGCACAACUGGAGAAAACAUCAUUGGGUGGUUCACUCUUCAAGGUCACGGGGCUAGGAGUCCGAGGGCGCAAAGCUAACAUGUUCGCUGGAUAAGCGGUUCUCCGUUCAAUGCGUUUUCAAGAAAAAGCUCGUCCAUUAUUUGUAAAUCUAAUUUCGAUGCAGGGUUUUAAGUUAAGUGUAUAACUGGACUGCAUUUAGCAAGAUAUCUCCAUGAAACACAAGGAUAUGUGCAGAUCUUGCUGUAAAUACAGCGUGGUUUUGUCUUCAAAACCAUGGAGUCGAUGCUUCGAUUAAUUAAGACCAAUAAAUAUUUUGAAAACAAAA